AUAACGAAUGUGGUGAAUAAAGAAAUAAUUGGUGUGGUGGAGAUGGUCGGGGCGUCUCUCCCACAAAAGCUUGAAAUACACAUAGAGGGUAAGGGCAGUGGGAUUUGUUUGGCAUGCCCCUCAUCAUUCACAUCAAAACCCUCAUUACCCAUUACCAACAAACAAUUGCUUUGAUUUCUGUGACUACCAAUUCUUUCAAAUUCUUCUGUUAUCUCUGUCCAAACACUUGCUCCCUAUAUAUAUACGGCGCCACUAUAUGCCAAAAGGCUAAUCAACAACAUUGUGUUUGAGGGCAAAAGAAGACUUAACCAAGUUGUUGAAGCUGGAUCAGAUCAUCUGCUUUUCAAACUUCAUGACACUCUUCCUGGUGGCGAGAUACAUAUAUACACAACAAGAAUAUUGGUUGUGAGAAGGCGAAACAAAAAUCUUAGGUUGCAAGAAUCAGAUUGUAUGAAUUUUUAAUGGAGAGGCUUCUGAAUCAGUACGACAAGGAAUACAUGAAGAUGGCCAUGCUCAAGCACGAGGAAACAUUUCGAGAGCAGGUUUACGAGCUCCAUCGCCUGUAUCGAAUACAGAAAAUGUUGAUGAAGGACAUCGCCAAAAACGCGCGAAUCGAUCGGGCUUACAAGGGGCCCGAAUCGAGGGCGGAUCGGGCCGUGGAAUCGGUUGGAAAAUGUGGAGAUGGGGAAACGGAAUGCGAUGAUCAGAGCGAUCUGGAGCUGACUUUGGGGCCGAGAAGCUUCUACGAGAAGAAAGGCGAGGGCCGGUGGGAUAAGGCCGGGCCGAGAGGGCCGCCGUUGAAAUGGGGGCCCGAAACCCCGGUUUCCAAUCAGGAUAGGUUAAAUAGCCCACCUUGGUUAUUUCAGGCCCUCAGCCUAAAUAUGACGUCAUGAUAUUUUCACUGCUCAAUCUUUGAUUGUAAUUGGAUUUCAAUUUUUAGAAAUCUUCUUUACUUCUCA
Molecule: messenger RNA, 959 nt
Organism: Salvia miltiorrhiza (redroot sage)
Lineage: Eukaryota; Viridiplantae; Streptophyta; Magnoliopsida; Lamiales; Lamiaceae
Exons: 3
Coding region: 462-893 (143 amino acids)
Source: RefSeq, a predicted model, not a curated record